This is a messenger RNA of Vitis vinifera (wine grape), 829 nucleotides long. It is a transcript of the gene GER5, whose product is annotated as germin-like protein 5. The record is from RefSeq and is marked provisional. Gene Ontology annotation, cellular component: cell wall. Gene Ontology annotation, molecular function: manganese ion binding. NCBI's taxonomy places the organism in Eukaryota, Viridiplantae, Streptophyta, Magnoliopsida, Vitales, Vitaceae.
GACUAACAAUGAAGUGUUAGUUUCCUGGCCCUCAUGGAAUUGGCUUCCUCUCUUGCCUCUGCCUUUGAUCCAAGCCCACUGCAGGACACUUGUGUUGCCAUUGAUGACCCCAAGGCUGCUGUAUUUGUAAAUGGAAAGUUCUGCAAGAACCCAAAUCUGACUGUGGCCGAGGAUUUCUUCUUUCAAGGGCUGAAUAUUCCAGGAAACACAGAAAAUCCACUGGGGUUUAAUGUCACUACUGUAAAUGUUGAUCAAAUACCAGGACUUAACACUCUUGGGAUAUCACUGGUUCGUAUCGAUUAUGCACCCUAUGGUCAAAACCCUCCUCACACUCACCCUCGUGGCACUGAGAUCAUCACUGUCUUGGAGGGAACACUCUACGUAGGCUUUGUCACAUCCAACCCUGAAAACCGCCUCAUUAGCAAACUCCUCAACAAGGGGGAUGUUUAUGUGUUCCCUAUUGGUCUUAUUCACUUCCAAUUCAAUGUCGGGCACGCUAACGCAGUUGCCAUUGCUGCUCUAAGCAGCCAAAAUCCAGGUGUAAUCACGAUAGCCAAUGCAGUCUUUGGUUCAAACCCACCCAUCAAUCCUGAUUUCCUUGCAAAGGCCUUCCAGUUGGACAAGAAGGUGGUUGAAUACCUUCAAGCACACUUCUAGUGGGAAAAUAUAGAAAAAGAAGAAGCUAUAAACCUUUGAUUUACUUGCUUCAAUGAAUACUUAUGAUGUUCAAUUCCCUCAUUAUAAGCAUAAUAUGAUAAGAGGGUCUAUUUGUAACUUCUGGUGUGGACUUAGGUCAUAUAUAUUAUUAAAAUAAAGCAGUUUUUGUUAA